Anguilla anguilla (European eel) is the source of this 2322-nucleotide messenger RNA. RefSeq names its product solute carrier family 25 member 46 (gene slc25a46). The coding region runs from base 242 to 1462 and encodes 406 amino acids. Gene Ontology annotation, biological process: mitochondrial fission; axon development; mitochondrial membrane fission. The transcript has 8 exons. NCBI's taxonomy places the organism in Eukaryota, Metazoa, Chordata, Actinopteri, Anguilliformes, Anguillidae. The record is from RefSeq and is a predicted model, not a curated record. Gene Ontology annotation, cellular component: mitochondrial outer membrane.
AGAAAAGAGAAGGAGGAAGAGAAUUAAACUGUUCCGGUUGCUACAGUGCUUGCAGUUAGGCUGCGUUGUUUUGCUAGGUAGUUGCCAAUGAGCUAGCCAAUGUAGCUAUCUAAUAAUCAUAAUCAUUCAGAUGGUGUUGUUUUCGAUGUGUUGCCUGUGUUGCUCUUAGCUUGAAAAUAGCUGCACAUCGGAAUACAUUGCGUUUCCAUCCGCUGGGUACCUUCGUUGUCAUUGCCCAAACAUGACUUCUCGUCGACCGGAAAGCUUUGAUGGCUUAGGUUACAGGGGAAGAGAAGAUCCUUCCUAUGGGGGAUAUGCUGCAAGGUCAUUUAAUAAUUCGUCCGGCACGGAUCUCCAGCACUGGGUUACAACACCCCCAGAUAUUCCUGGUAGUAGAAAUUUGCAUUAUGGUGAACGCACUCCCCAGUUUGAAACGGCCCCACCUGCAGUCCCUGGAUCCGAAGACAUACAGUCUGCUGCUGGAUCAUCUGAGCAGUUAAACAGAUUUGCUGGAUUUGGCAUAGGGCUGGCAAGUCUCUUCACAGAAAAUGUGUUGGCACACCCUUGCAUUGUGUUUCGUCGUCAGUGCCAGGUGAACUAUCAUGCGCGGAAUUACCAUCUAUCGCCAUUCACUGCUAUCAGUGUGAUGUACAACGUCACUAAAACUCAGGGUCCAAAGGCCUUAUGGAAAGGCAUGGGCAGUACUUUCGUGGUGCAGGGGGUCACACUGGGUACAGAGGGCCUUAUUAGUGAAUGCAGUCCAUUGCCAAGGGAGUUAUCACACAAGUGGAAUCCAAAGCAAGUCAUUGGACACUUGGUACUCAAGGGUUUGUCCUAUGUGGUCGCCAUGCCGUUUUACUCCGCAAGUCUCAUUGAAACAGUGCAGAGUGAGAUCAUCCGAGACAACCCAGGAAUCCUGGACUGUGUGAAGGAAGGCGUGGGCCGGGUGAUGGGCAUGGGAAUCCCCCACAGCAAGCGCCUCCUGCCUCUGUGGAGCCUGGUGUUCCCCACAGUCCUGCACGGGGUCCUCCACUACGUCAUCAGCUCCAGUGUCCAGAAGGCGGUGCUGUUCCUCCUCCGGAGGAAGAGCCCGCCCGGCCAGCCUGCCGACGGGCCCAGCGGCGCGCAGAGCGUGCUGGACGCUUACUUCCCCGAACUCAUGGCCAGCUUCGCGGCCAGCCUGUGCGCCGACGUCCUGCUCUUCCCCCUGGAGACCGUCCUCCACCGGCUCCACAUCCAGGGCACGCGCACCAUCAUCGACAACACAGACCUGGGCUUCGAGGUCCUGCCCAUCAACACCCAGUACGAGGGCAUGAGAGACUGCAUCAGUGUCAUCCACAAAGAGGAGGGGUCCCUGGGCUUUUAUAAAGGAUUUGGGUCAAUAGUAGUGCAGUACACGCUACAUGCCGCUGUACUACAGAUCACCAAGAUGAUUUAUUCAACAUUAUUGCAAAAUGCUUAAAAUAAUAGAAUUUGGGGGGAAAAAUCCCCUUAAUCCGGUCCUUUUUUGACUACUGAUCUUUGUUGUGUUGUUUGGGCUUUUGGAUGUUUCACAUUCCAGAAACAUACAUACAGUGACCUGCAGAGAUGACACAUUCUCCCAAAGCACAUGGUAAGCUUUACUGUCAAAUCCAUGGACUAGAUUUCUCACAGGUUUUUCUGUUGUGCUUUACGAUGUUGUUGACAGCACUAUCUAAGAAAACAUUUGAUGUCAGGGAACUUUGCUUUUUUGAACUUCAUUAGAACAAGACUGCACCACCUGAAAGCUGAAUGCAUUAUCAAUAGUCACCUUGGUCUAGUGGAGUCUUGUCAGUUGGUUUAUUUAAAGCAUUGUUCUCCUCAAAUCAUGUAAGCCUGCUUUUUCUCUUGUGAAGUAAAUGUUGAUCUUCAUUUUUUUUAAAAUCACUCGCUGCCUGCUGAAUAAAUGCUUUUGAUUUUGGUCACUGGGAGUAGCAGAGGACUGCAUUGUGCCAAUUUCUUUAAAGAUGUAUACAUUGUGUACAGUAAAAUUAUGAAAGAUGUGAUAUUUGUCUUUAAAUUAUUAUUUGCACCUUAGUUGUCAGUGUGGUACUUGUAGUAAAAAUAUUGCACAAAAUGCAUCCAGAGUACAUUUUAUAUUGACACAAGGCAUUGACAUAUUACAGUAUAUAGCAGUAACCUAAUAAUUGCACUUCUUGCAGGUGGUUUGAGGUUCAGGGAUAUUAAAUAGUGGUUAGCAGAGACAUGUGUAAAUAUAUUUGCUUUUGCUGCAUAAUAAUUGAAAAUGUACAAUUUCACGUUUUGUUUAUAUUAACAUCCACCAACAAUAAAUGUCUGAAAAUA